AGCAUCUGCCGAAGCGAAAACAGUUAGAAGAUGUAUUUUGUGUCUAAGACAAAGGCAGAGCAGGCAGCCUGGGAGUUCGCUAAAGAGAACAACAUUGAUUUUGUCUGCAUAAUCCCAUCACUUGUUGUUGGUCCUUUUCUUAUGUCUUCAAUGCCACCGAGUUCAAUAACUGCCCUUUCCCCCAUCACAGGGCAGGAGAGCCAUUACCAUAUUAUAAAGGAAGGCCAAUUUGUGCAUCUUAAUGACCUCUGCUUGGGGCAUAUUUUCCUGUUUGAGCAUCCUAAAGCGGAGGGCCGUUACAUUUGCUCCUCCCACAAUGCCAGCAUUUUUUAUAUUGCGAGAAAUCUCAGGAAAAAUACCCCCAGUAUAGAUUUCCAACAGAGUAAGUUCAAAGGAAAAGAUGAGAAGGACUUGAAGGAGAUAGUUUUCUCUUCCAAGAAGAUCAAGGAUUUGGGUUUCGAGUUCAAAUACAGCUUGGAAGACAUGUUUACAGGAGCUGUUAAUACGUGCCGAGCCAAGGGAUUGCUUCCUCUUUCUUAUGAGAAGAAGGAUGUCAAUGGCACAGCCUAAGUUCGUACCUCUGUAUCCUUGGGUUCUAAGGAGACAGGAUCCAAAGUCUGGUGGAUGAACAAAGACCAUGUGACCAGAGCGUGAUUAACAGCUUCAUGUCCCAUGUGUGAUCAUUGAAGCAGUAGAGGAUCGUUCUCAGCUGGAAUUCAUCAAGCUGGGGUCGUCACAUGGUUGUCUGACAGACUUUAAAAUCUUUUCUUCUUAAAACAUUUAAUCCCAUUAAGAGAAUGGGGAAAGAAAAUUUUUUUUUUUUUUUUCACUUCUCGAAUGUCUGCCCUUCUUCAUCUAGUUUAGAAUAUCUUUGUUGAAGCCAAAGAAAUCAAGAAAUCCAAGACCCAAUAGAGUAUCGUAGCCUUGUUGAAGAUGGUGAACUGUGUAAGUCGAUUCAAAGCAAACUAGCUUUCUGGAUUCUGUUUGGUUUCCAAGUGAGGAACAAAUUUUUGUUGGGGUUCCCACAAAAGAGAAGAAAAUGGAAAAUAACUAAGUUUUUUUUUU
This is a messenger RNA of Rubroshorea leprosula, 1065 nucleotides long. NCBI's taxonomy places the organism in Eukaryota, Viridiplantae, Streptophyta, Magnoliopsida, Malvales, Dipterocarpaceae. The record is from the annotation of a GenBank genome assembly.